CUCUCUCUCUCGGUUCAACGGGAAGACAAUCAGCGGUGCUUCUGUUAGCGUUUGCUAGUUGCAAAAAUAUCAAUAUAUCGAUCGAUUACGUGCGCCUAGCAACACAGAGGCUGACACUAACGUUCUACCGGUGGUGAUUCUACAACUGCAGCAUGCAGCCAGUUGAGGCACACAAAGGAUUUUCUACCAAAAGCAAGCUGUACGAUUCCCUGAAGGUGUAUCUGAACAACAAGGACAGGCUACAACCCAUCAUUGGCUUGGGUAGUAUUAUAGAAUGUGUGAAGGCGGGUACAAACUACAGAGAAGCAUUGUACCUGUGUGAGGUGUGUGCGUGUCGACUCAGUAAAGCUGACAUACGGAACCACAUUAUGGGAAGCCUCCACAGAUACAACUACAUUAAAGCGUGGCACCCCCACUUAGUGUCUGAAUGGAAGGAGAACACUAACCUAUCUAAGCUGGCUUGGCCACUGAUGGAGAAAGCCAAGAUACUUGAGGGAAAAGAGGGACCAGGAGAUGUCCAGUUGUUAGAGGUUGAAGACACUAUAUACCAGGAGAUGGCUACAUGCAGUGAGAAUGACGCAAUAACUCUGAUAAAUGGGAUAAAUGGGCAGGGUGAACCUGAAAGCCAUUCAGAGGCUACGUCAGUGCAGCUGGAGCACAACCCCAUCCCAUCGCAUAGAAUUGUGUUGCUUGCCAAGAACCAACAGAAACGGUCUCAGAAAUCCUUCAAGACCUCAGCAGAGACAAACAAGGCUCCAUCUCUGAUACAGUCGACUGUGGCUCCUUCUGUCACAUCAGAGGGCUGGUUAAACGACAUGUCACUGUUGGACAAUACUCAGAUGUUACCCGAAACGUCUGUGCUAUCAGACAACAGCAACAGCUUUCUCGAUGGCUACACGGGAACCAAGCCUCUUAUUGGUCUUUUCCGUGUGGUUGAGUGUAGAAGUGAAGAUGGCCACACAUACUGUUUCUUAUGUCACUGCUGCCGCAUCAGAUCCAACAAAAAGGACAUCAUUGAUCACCUAACCAGCUCUUCCCAUCUUGUGAACUACUUGAUGGAAACUCAUCCUGAGCAAAUGGAGGUAUUGACUGCAGAUGUUGAUGACAACUAUCAGCUUCUCCAAUACCGGGCCAAGAAAGUGGAGCAAGAAGAGGGCAGAGGAGAGCUGAAGGUUGUAAACGCACCAGAAUCACUCUGUAUCCUACUGACCGGCAAAAGUUACCACUGGUGCGUAAAGAUGCUGUGUAAUGGAUGGACACACACAAACAUCCAAAAGAGGAAAAUAGCUGUCAAAGUGCCCAGUGUGACAAAUCAAAGAAUGCCAGAGAAGUGCGCCGCCGUGCUGUCGAACCGCACCAAAAGGAGGACAACAAAGAGGAAGAUGAGGAAAAUGAGUAAUACUGUGUUCAAGGUAAGCCUGCCUAUUAACAAAGGUUCAGUGCUGCUGAAGAGGACGUCUUUCAGCGUGAACAGCCUCCCCGUGUCAUCUGCGUACUCGCCUCCACCCGAAGACGACCUUAUUCCCUCGCCAGAGUCUCAGUCGGAGGACUGCGAGUUGGACUGUGGCACUGGAUCCUUAGCAGUUAACUACGCUGAACACACCUCUUCAGUUCAGCAGGACUUCGACAGUGGAGAUGAAAAUAAAGAUGCUGGUCAGUACGUGGGACCAGAAAGAAACUUUGACAAUCAUUAUCAAGAGAAGGAUGGUUAUUUAAGUCACAAUGAGUACCUCAGCCAGCCUGAAACAAAAGACCCAAGGCUUUAUGGGGAAAAUAAUUACAACGGUUCAGAAUCCUGGUCAUUUUAUAACUCUUUCUAUGGACAUGAGGAAGGUUGCACUGAGCAGUGGUACAAUUCAACUUCACAGAGUAAAGUUGGCACGAGUGUGGAUGUGUCAAGAGAGGAGGGACAGAAGGAGAUGAGCUCAGGUGCUACUCAGUAUGAUUACCAACAACAGCCCCAAGAUCAGUACACGGCACAAGAUGAUGCUAGUCUUCUCACAGGCAGUGUGGGGCAGCAUGGUUUUUCUGGAGAAUUGGCUCAUGUAGAUGCUGCUUGGAUCAACAUGCAUCCUCACUUAGGAUACUCCCUUGCUCACAGUGGUAACAUUACUCCAGGAGUACAGUUUCCUCAGGUUCAACAGAGACCGUGGCCAACAUACAUGGGGUUCAUUCAGUUCCCUUCCACCGGCCAUGUCCAGACAGCUCCACAAAGAUAUAUGACGCAACCCACGGCCCAUCAAGCCCUCCAAGUAGGCCAUGGGGUAAUGUCUAACCCCAACUGCAAUCUGGGACCUACAACAACCCCUGAGCAGCAAUUUCCUCAUCCCUCUGUGAUAUGGAACCCACGUUGAUCCUGUUUUCAGAGCUGCUGGUUUAUCAUGUUUGAUGGACUUUAUAUGGAACACCUUCAUUUAUGUUCGAAAAGCCCAAUGCUAAUUCUACAUAUUUUGCUGCACCACAUUUCUACCCAACUCACUUAGCAUGGAUUUUAACUGUGCCAUGGCAUUUUUUUAUGUUCUUCUAAAAUAAAUGUAUCUGAUUUCUAUUAGAAAUGGAAAUGGAAGGGUUUUUUGCCUGUAAUGAUAUAACCUUCAGAGCCUCUGAGAUAAGUAUUUAGCUUUGUCCCCUUAGACUUUCAAUUUCAUUUCAUUUUUAUAUCACCUCUUUUAUAUGAAACUGACUUUGUACCUUCAUUCACACAAAUCUAAAAACGGAUGAGAUUUUGGACCAUUAAACUGAGAUGAGUCUAGAUUAUGACAUUUUUCCUUGGAUGCACUUGGACAUAGAGGUGUAUAUAGUGUAGUGUUGCAUCAUCUGGUUACAUAAAAACAAAAGCUAGUGCUGAGAAUUGUAAGCAUCUCAAUCUAUGCUGGCAGAAUUGGGGAUAAUGAGAUGAUUUAAAGUAAAUUGUACAGUACUAGAACGUAUUCAUAUAUUUUGUGGUUUUAUAUGCAUCCUAACCAAGUGAGGGUGCGAAACAUUCUCAUUAUACGUUUAAAAUCACACUGAGGGUGUGGCUUGCAGUUGUCACCAUGCUGAUCUGCUAACAUCUACACUGUGCCGGAAUAACUAAGUCAUUUAAAUAGGUGAUGGCUCAGUUAAGGUUUGUGCUUAAGUAGACUUUUGAGAAGAAAGUUGAUGGUUUGAAACAGGUCAAAUGUGCUGCUUUGCUGAUUGAAUUUAACAGAGCACAGCUGUGGAUACUUUAGUGCACCAAUGAGUAUGGGGAUGUGAGACACAAUAUCAAUUUCUUUGCGUCUUUGGAGUUAAAAGAGGAGGGUGAGGUGAAGGGGUUGUAAUCUGCAACUACACCACUAGAUGUCACUAAAUCUUAAACACUGAUCCUUUGAUGGAGUUGCUGGUAGUAAAGUUUUGACUUCAGGGCUUUUACUUGACAAUUUUUACACUGAUAUUGUUACGUUUUACAUACUGUAAGUAAAGGAUCUGAGUAUUUCUUCUACUGCUGCUUACUGUGAUGAAUGUUUUUAGUCUACUGUACUCAAGUUUCCAAGCUCAACAGCUCCUCUUCGCACAACCUUUGCCCAAACAUGGCCCUGUAGGGUACACCAGCAUCAAUGUCCAAGUCUUCUUACCUACAGUGAUGCCAUCAUAAGCAAGCAGACCAUGCCUGAAGAUUACAAUGUGUUAGACACUGUAAUAGACAUUGUAAUAUAAUUGUUAUUUCUAUUCUUUAACAUUGUGUGAGCACAUUGAGCAACUGUAACAAACAAAUUUACCCCCUUGGGAAGUAUUUCUGAUUCUGGUUAAGUACUUAAAUUAAUCUUAUAAUGAAUUGUCUAACAGCAUUAGCACAAAACGUGAACCCAUAAAAGCAUCACUCUCAUAAACAAGAUCAGGG
Morone saxatilis (striped sea-bass) is the source of this 3862-nucleotide messenger RNA. RefSeq lists its product as uncharacterized. The transcript has 12 exons. Gene Ontology annotation, cellular component: precatalytic spliceosome. Lineage: Eukaryota; Metazoa; Chordata; Actinopteri; Moronidae. Bases 153 to 2354 code for a protein of 733 amino acids. Gene Ontology annotation, molecular function: single-stranded RNA binding; double-stranded RNA binding. The record is from RefSeq and is a predicted model, not a curated record.